UACUGGUUAAACGACAUGUACCUCAACUACAGAGAACCGAUCCCGAUCAACUCCAAUCCAGGCAUGGUGAUGCCCCCCAGAAAGUUCACCACGAUUCUGGACGUCGCCAGGUUCACUGCUAGACUUGUAGAUGCGGCCCUUGCCCACAAAGACAUCCUCAACCACAGGGCGCUACCUGCAGAACGCGCCACCUCUAGGGAACCGGGGCAACCUCUCUGUAUGACGCAGUACUAUAAGAUCUUGGGGGCUUGCAGGAUACCAGGGAAAGUCAGGGACUCACAGUACACUGCGACGCCGCCUAAGAAUGGAGAGCAGGCCGCCGAGCACGUCAUAGUCAUCUGCAGAAGUCAGCUGUACUGCGUACCAGUCCAAGCAGGCGAUCGGGGAAGAUUAACAGAAGACGAAAUCUGCGCUCAACUCCUGUACGUUUUGGACGACGCUCCCUGCCUCUCGAACCCACCCCCUGUGGGCUUGCUGACCGGUUGGAAGAGAGCGCUGUGGGCGGAAGCCAGGGCAGACUUGAUGAAGGAGGAGAGGAACAGACGAAACUUGGAUCUGAUAACGAAAUCCCUACUCAUUGUUUGUCUGGACGAAGGGUUGCCCAACAAUUUCAACUGCCGACUGCCUAGGGGGGGCAGAGGUCACGCAGCCGGUAUGCGGGACGAGACCAACCUAGCCCAUCAGAUGAUUCACGGCGGGGGCAGCACCCACAACUCGGCCAACAGGUGGUUCGACAAGACCAUGCAGCUCAUCAUCUCCGGAGACGGUGCCUGCGGUCUAUGCUACGAACACUCCACGGCGGAGGGGGUGGCCGUCAUCCAACUAGUAGAAAAAUUGUGGAGACACGCCGAGUCUCUACCGAUGUCUUCGGAAGUUCCAGCCGCCUGCGGCAGUCACUUGCCUCCCCCGGAACGCCUGGAGUGGGUGUUGGAGCCGGCAGACCACAAACGGAUAGAAGACGCGGCUUCGCUCCUCGACAACCUCGUUAAGGAUUUAGAAGUUCAGGUUUACAGGUACACGGGGUACGGAAAGGACUUCAUAAAGGCUUGCAGGGUUAGUCCGGACGUCUACGUACAGCUGGCGCUGCAGCUGGCUUACUACAGGCUGUACGGGAAGUUGACGGCCACUUACGAGAGCGCCUCCACCAGGAGAUUUCGCCUGGGGAGGGUGGACUGUAUCAGAUCCGCAACUCCCGAAGCUUUAGCUUGGGUAACGGCCAUGUCCCAGCCCAAGGAGGACGACGAAAUGGGAAAUAAGAAGGUAAGCUUCCACCUGGUCAGUGACGAGAAGAAGCUCCUCCUGUGGAACGAGGCCGUGGCCGCUCAGACCUCCGAGAUGGUGGAGAACAUCCUCGGACAAGGGAUCGACAUACACCUUCUAGGCUUGAGGGAGGCCGCCAGAGAGACGUCGCCCACCGCGGCCGUGCCACUGCCGGAAAUUUUCACCCAUCCUUCGUAUAGGAUAGCCAACAGAUUCCUCCUGAGCACCAGCCAGGUGGCCACCUCGACGAAUAGCUUCAUGGGGUACGGGCCGGUCGAGCCUGACGGCUACGGGGCAGCGUACAAUCUGAAAGGGAACCACAUAAUAUUCUGUCUGUCAGCAUUUUGGUCCUCGGAGGUGACGAGUGCCUCCAGGUUCGCUCUGUCGUUGGAGGAGAGUCUGAAUUCCAUGCAGGGCCUUCUAACUAGGAGGCCCACGUAG
Molecule: messenger RNA, 1701 nt
Organism: Anoplophora glabripennis (Asian longhorned beetle)
Lineage: Eukaryota; Metazoa; Arthropoda; Insecta; Coleoptera; Cerambycidae
Product: choline O-acetyltransferase
Exons: 4
Coding region: 16-1701 (561 amino acids)
Biological process (GO): acetylcholine biosynthetic process; neuromuscular synaptic transmission
Cellular component (GO): cytoplasm; neuron projection
Molecular function (GO): choline O-acetyltransferase activity
Source: RefSeq, a predicted model, not a curated record